CGAGCCCGGAGCGUGCACGCACCGAGACGCCUUGCGGGAGCGAGCGCGUCCGGGAGCCCGCGGGCCGAGAAGCGCUGCGGGUUGGGAGACCCGCGACUCAGGAUUCCAAGAUUGGAAAUAACUGUACAGAGGACCUGGUACAACUCCCCUUUGUCUUACAGAUAAGGAAAUUGACACCUGGCAAGAUUUUCUUUGGAACAUAAACAAUGGAUUCCUUGGACCAUAUGCUGACGGAUCCCUUGGAACUGGGUCCAUGUGGAGAUGGCCAUGGCACUCGUAUUAUGGAAGACUGCCUCCUGGGGGGCACCAGGGUUAGUCUGCCCGAGGACCUUUUGGAGGACCCUGAGAUAUUCUUUGAUGUAGUCAGCCUCUCAACAUGGCAAGAAGUAUUGAGUGACUCUCAACGUGAACACCUCCAGCAGUUUCUGCCUCGCUUUCCUGAAGACAGUUUUGAGCAGCAAAAUCAGCUCAUCCUAGCCCUAUUCAGUGGGGAGAACUUCCGCUUUGGGAACCCUCUGCACAUUGCCCAGAAGCUUUUCCGAGACGGACACUUCAACCCGGAGGUGGUCAAGUACCGGCAGCUGUGCUUCAAGUCCCAGUACAAGCGCUACCUGACGUGCCAGCAGCAGUACUUCCACAGGCUGCUCAAGCAGAUCCUGGCCUCCCGGAGCGACCUACUGGAGAUGGCCCGACGGAGUGGCCCAGCCCUUCCCUUCCGCCAGAAGCGCCCUUCACCGUCCCGUACCCCUGAGGAGCGGGAGUGGCGGACCCAGCAGCGCUACUUAAAGGUCUUGAGGGAAGUGAAGGAGGAGUGUGGUGACACAGACCUGUCAUCUGAUGAAGAGGCCACGUUGGAUUUACAAGAAAAAUUUUCUUUUGAAGAUCUCAGCUCAUGGCUUCCGAGCUCUCCAGCGCGUUCUCCUAGCCCUGCGGUGCCCCUGAGGGUGGUGCCCACGCUUUCAACCACGGAUAUGAGAACUGCAGAUAAAAUAGAACUGGGGGACAGUGACCUGAAGAUAAUGUUAAAGAAGCACCAUGAGAAGCGGAAACAUCAACCAGAUCAUCCGGACCUUUUGACAGGGGACCUCACUCUGAAUGACAUCAUGACUCGAGUAAAUGCUGGCAGGAAGGGCUCUCUAGCAGCCCUAUAUGACUUGGCUGUCCUUAAAAAAAAGGUUAAGGAAAAAGAGGAGAAGAAGAAGAAGAAAAUAAAACUGAUCAAAUCAGAGGCAGAGGAUUUGGCCGAACCCUUAAGCAGUGCUGAUGGGAUCCCACCUCUCUCCCAGGCCCCUUCUCCGCUGGCUAUACCCGCCAUCAAGGAGGAGCCUCUUGAAGAUCUCAAACCUUGCCUUGGAAUCAAUGAAAUAUCUUCCAGUUUCUUCUCUCUUCUGUUAGAGAUCUUGCUGCUAGAGGGGCAAGCUAGCCUUCCUAUGCUGGAGGAACGGGUUUUGGAUUGGCAGUCCUCUCCAGCCAGCUCCCUCAAUAGCUGGUUCUCUGCGGCCCCCAACUGGGCAGAGUUGGUGUUACCAGCUCUGCAGUAUCUUGCUGGGGAAAGUCGGGCCGUACCUUCCAGUUUCUCUCCGUUUGUUGAAUUCAAAGAGAAAACCCAGCAGUGGAAAUUGCUUGGCCAGACCCAAGAUAAUGAAAAGGAAUUAGCUGCACUCUUCCAGCUAUGGCUAGAAACCAAAGACCAGGCUUUCUGUAAGCAAGAAAAUGAAGACAGCUCAGAUGCCACAACACCUGUUCCUCGGGUAAGAACUGACUAUGUGGUGCGGCCCAGCACAGGGGAGGAGAAACGAGUUUUUCAGGAGCAGGAACGCUACAGAUACAGUCAACCUCAUAAGGCGUUCACCUUUCGCAUGCAUGGCUUCGAGUCUGUAGUGGGGCCUGUGAAGGGUGUUUUUGACAAGGAGACCUCACUCAACAAGGCUCGGGAGCACUCCCUGCUACGCUCUGACCGGCCUGCCUAUGUCACCAUCCUGUCUCUUGUUCGAGAUGCUGCGGCCCGGCUGCCUAAUGGGGAAGGUACCCGGGCAGAGAUCUGUGAGCUGCUCAAGGACUCCCAGUUUCUCGCCCCAGAUGUCACCAGCACCCAGGUGAACACAGUGGUGAGCGGAGCGCUGGAUCGGCUGCAUUAUGAGAAAGACCCGUGUGUGAAAUACGAUAUUGGGCGAAAGCUGUGGAUCUACCUGCAUCGAGACCGGAGUGAGGAGGAGUUCGAGCGGAUUCACCAGGCACAAGCUGCUGCAGCUAAGGCGCGGAAAGCCCUUCAGCAAAAACCCAAGCCCCCGUCCAAGGUGAAAUCCGGUAGCAAGGAGAGUUCACUGAAGGUCCUCAGCAGUGGUCCCUCCGAGCAGAGCCAGAUGAGCCUCAGUGACUCCAGCAUGCCACCCACCCCGGUCACACCUGUGACCCCCACCACUCCAGCUCUGCCUGCCACUCCGAUCUCCCCUCCACCUGUGUCAGCAGUGAACAAAAGUGGCCCUACUACUGUCUCAGAACCAGCUAAAUCUAGCUCAGGUGUUCUUCUGGUGUCUUCACCGACAAUGCCACAGCUAGGAACAAUGCUUUCCCCGGCUUCCAGCCAGACUCCACCAAGUUCUCAGGCCCCUGCCCGUGUCGUGAGCCACUCUGGCUCGGCUGGACUGCCCCAGGUACGGGUGGUAGCCCAGCCGGGCCUUCCCACUGUGCCUCAGCAGUCCACAGGGCAGACACAGACACUGCCCCAGAUGCCGGCGGGACCACAGAUUCGCGCUCCAGCCGGCGCUCCACAGACCAAAGUCGUGCCCCAGACAGUUAUGGCCACUGUUCCAGUCAAAGCCCAGACUGCGGCAGCCACUGUGCAGCGUCCUGGCCCUGGGCAGACGGGGCUCACGAUGACCAGUCUCCCUGCCACAGCCAACCCCGCAAGCAAGCCAGCCACGAGUUCUCCCGGAAGCUCCGCUCCAAGUGCUUCCACGGCUGCUGUCAUUCAGAAUGUCACAGGACAGAACAUCAUCAAGCAGGUGGCCAUCACUGGGCAGCUCGGUGUGAAGCCCCAGACGGGCAACAGCAUUCCACUCACAGCCACUAACUUCCGUAUCCAGGGUAAGGAUGUCCUGCGUCUGCCGCCCUCUUCCAUCACCACAGAUGCCAAAGGCCAGACGGUUCUGCGAAUCACUCCGGACAUGAUGGCCACAUUGGCCAAGUCCCAGGUCACGACAGUCAAAUUGACCCAGGACCUCUUUGGGACAGGAAGCGGCACUGCGGGCAAAGGCAUUUCUGCUACCUUACACGUCACUUCCAAUCCGGUCCAUGCCACGGAGAGCCCUUCCAAGGCCAGUUCAGCCAGUGCCCCUUCGUCCACUCCAACAGGUACCACCGUGGUUAAAGUGACUCCUGACCUCAAGCCAACAGAAGCCUCAAGUUCAGCUUUCCGCUUGAUGCCAGCACUUGGUGUGAGUGUGGCAGACCAGAAGGUGAAAAACACGGUGGCUUCUUCAGAAGCAAAACCGGCUGCCACGAUCCGCAUUGUGCAGGGCCUGGGAGUGAUGCCCCCCAAAGCAGGCCAGACCAUCACAGUUGCGACCCAUGCCAAGCAAGGGUCCUCAGUGGCCAGUGGGUCUGGAACUGUCCAUACUUCAGCGGUGUCCUUGCCCAGUAUGAAUGCUGCUGUGUCCAAGACUGUGGCCGUGGCUUCUGGGGCUGCCAGUACGCCCAUCAGCAUCGGGACGGGAGCCUCUGCAGUGCGGCAGGUCCCUGUCAGCACCACGGUGGUUUCCACGUCCCAGGCUGGGAAGCUGCCCACGAGGAUCACGGUUCCACUGUCUGUUAUUAGCCAGCCUAUGAAGGGCAAAAGUGUGGUCACGGCCCCCAUCAUCAAAGGCAACCUUGGAGCCAACCUCAGUGGGUUGGGCCGCAAUAUCAUCCUCACCACCAUGCCAGCGGGUACUAAGCUCAUUGCUGGCAAUAAGCCUGUGAGUUUCCUCACUGCCCAGCAGUUGCAGCAGCUUCAGCAACAAGGUCAGGCCACACAGGUGCGCAUCCAGACUGUCCCCGCAUCCCAUCUUCAACAGGGAACAGCUUCUGGUUCCUCCAAAGCAGUCUCCACUGUCGUCGUGACCACAGCUCCAUCUCCUAAACAGGCACCUGAACAGCAGUGAUUCAGGGAGAGAGAGAUGGCGUCCGUGCACGCACUCAUGCACGCCCGCCCGGUCUGCCCUCCUGGCCGAGACGAGGGGAGCAGGGAGGCGGUGGCGUUCUUCUCAGCUUGCCUGGUUGGGGAAGCCCGGCAGUGGCAUGACGGCAUCCGUGGCCUGGAAUCUGCCACCAUACUCCACGGUGGAGCACACCGGAAAAGUCCCCGCCAGACUUCCCAGGGCUGUGUGGUUGUGAUCGGGAGAAGCUCCUCUGUCAGGGUUGCGUGAGGUCAUUGUUGUGCCACACGAGCCCCAGUUCUCUUCCUAAGAGCCAGACACCAGGGGCAGGUUCAUAGCCACAGAGUGUGCAGACCAGCAGGAAGCCAUGUUCUCUGUGGGGAUUGGAUUUUCUAGCUUCUGCUCUUCUCUGUGACUAGUGGUCUAGAUAGGAGUUUUGUGUCCAGAAAUUUUUAUGUAACUUAUUUUUUUAAAGAACCUGUUGUACAUGUUUAUCCAAUAGAAACUUGGGCUUUAGCCCUCUCCCCCCCACCCCUCAAACUGAGGACUUACUCUUGACCAUAAUGAGAGAAUAGCAGGAUUCUUAGUAAGUUGGUGGCUGACGUGAUCACUGCAUAGUAGUGGGGAGGCUUUAAGGUGGUCAGGAACCCUAGGGAGCGAGAGAAUGUGGGUUCCCUGAAAUGGUAUGAAUUUGGCACCACCUCAUAAAGAUGAGGCAUCAGGAUCUUGAUUGUGGUCCUUACCUGCACCUGCUGACUUGGUCCUCCUUGUCAAGCCUGUUCAAACCAAAGUCCAGAGUCAGUGGACAGAGUAAGCAAGUGCCAGCAGAAACGCUGCUGUCACAGCUCAGACGUUAUUACGGUUCAGAGAUGAUAGGUUUGCUUUGCUCCAGAGCAAGAGUCUGCAAACCACAGCCUCGGGGCUGGCUACCUGUUUUUGUAAAUAAAGUUUUAUUGGAACACA
Molecule: messenger RNA, 5099 nt
Organism: Lutra lutra (Eurasian river otter)
Lineage: Eukaryota; Metazoa; Chordata; Mammalia; Carnivora; Mustelidae
Gene: NFRKB
Product: nuclear factor related to kappaB binding protein
Exons: 27
Coding region: 207-4142 (1311 amino acids)
Cellular component (GO): Ino80 complex
Molecular function (GO): protease binding
Source: RefSeq, a predicted model, not a curated record